Messenger RNA from Xenopus laevis (African clawed frog), 2384 nucleotides. It is a transcript of the gene tgoln2.L, whose product is annotated as trans-Golgi network integral membrane protein 1. The coding region runs from base 80 to 1300 and encodes 406 amino acids. Lineage: Eukaryota; Metazoa; Chordata; Amphibia; Anura; Pipidae. The record is from RefSeq and is a predicted model, not a curated record. The transcript has 4 exons.
ACAAGGUGUAGCAAGAUGGCGACCUGGAUACCGGAAGGCGGAAAUAGCAUUUUUUUCCUCUCAUUUAUUUCCUGUAACGAUGGCGACUAGAGCGUCUUGGCUUUUGCUUCUGCUUUUCGUCUCUCUGAGCUUGGCUGCGGCGGAGUCGGAUCCCGAUCCCGCAGAUCCUAAGAAUGAAGAUGAAAAGGAACCGCCUGCAGGUAACAAUGUCAAGGAUAAUGCUCAACCGGAGAAAAAGGAGGAGAAAGUGGAUGCUGCAGUGAAGCCUGGAAGCUCAGAUGAGGGUCCUAAUAAACCCUUAGUCAAAAGUGGCAAUUCAGACCCUCUCAAAACUAGUAACACAAAGCAAUCCCCUGAGACAGAUGUGAAAACUGACAAGGAUAAAACAAGUAAAGACAAGCAAGAAGUCAUAGUAGAUAAUGUGCCAGAGAGUGGUACAAAUGAUGAUCCAGCAUUAAAAGAGCAGCUUGAUGCUAAAAUCACUAAAGAUAAUGGCAAAGCGCAGAGUGAGGCUAAUCUGAAAGAUACAGCCGCUGCACAGAAAAAAUUGGACAACAAAGACGCUAAUAAUCCACAGGGAUCACAUGAUCCUGUGAUCAAGGAAUCCAAUAAAACCCCUACUCCCAAGGAUUCUGGAACUAAAGGUGAUUCACAGUCUAAAAAUGCUAUGUCCAAGGAUUCAAAGGAUUCUGUGCCUACCCCAAAGGAUUCAAAGAGUGAGCCUAAACAAAUUAAGGGUGAUGAGCCUGAACAGAAUGAGCCCCUGGCCAGUGAAGAAAAGAACACAGAUACAUCAGAACACGACAAAGCUGCUAAAACACCUGAAGCAACUAAAUCUGAUAAACCUCCAAAGGUUCCAGAAGAAUCACAGGACGCAGAUACCGAUAAAAGCCCUAAAAAUGCGGAGGAACCAAUCAGUUCUAAAGAAUUUCCCAAUGCCGCCAACGAUGAGGAGAACUCUGAUGAUGAGCUAAAUGUGAAGGACAAUGCUGACCAGGAGAAUCUAGACAUUGGAGGUGGUGAUGAUGACGAUGAUGGUGAUGUUGUUCAUGUAAAAACAGGAAAAGAUAUGCAGGAAGAUGUGGAAGAGAAAUCUCAAGCCGAACCUUUGCCACAGGAUAAAUCAGAAAGCAGCCAUUUCUUUGCUUACCUAGUGACUUCUGCUAUCCUUGUGGCUGUACUUUAUGUUGCUUAUCACAACAAGCGAAAGAUCAUUGCCUUUGCAUUGGAAGGAAGACGUGCCAAGGGUGGAAGAAGGCCAAAUUCAGGGGAUUACCAGCGGCUGGAACACAAGAUCUGAACUCCUGUUUCCCUGCCAUACAGACCUCAAAUGCCACUUUGCUAAGGCACUGAGAGACCUGCCCAGUGAUGACACGGUUCCUUGUAUUUGCACUGUGGAGAUGAAAGGAUCUCUAAUUUCUCUCUCCUUCCACGACCACUCCAAUCUCUAUCUGAUAUCCCAUUCUUUUGCCAGCCAAUAUGCCAUAGCGUACAGACGAAUGCAUUGCCCUCCUGCUCCACAACUUGGAGUCACAUUAGCCGCACCAUCUGUAUACGUAGAGUAGACCGCAAAGCACUAUCUGUGUCCGCUUAGUUGUUAAACUUUCACUUUUAAUGCAGUGCAAAACUUUUCCUGUAAUACUUUAGACUGUGAUUACAUAGGAGCUUCUUUAAAGCAAAAGCUACACUUGACCCUUAUGUGCAUGCCAGAUAUGGGACUCCUCUAAAGCAUCAAAAAAGACCUCUAAUGUUUCCCACUCACCACCUCUUCUGUCAAGUAAUCUUCUUUGCCCUGAAUGAGAUUUAAGUGCUCAUGGGAAAUACGCCAUUGUGCAUGCAGUGUAGGUACGUUUGGGAGAGGGAAUGGUGGUGAGUCUGAAACAUUAGGGGGGGGUCUACAUUCAUUUUCCUAGGGCUGCUGUACAUCAUGUCAGCCGGAGCAGUCGUUUUAUAAACAAAACUAAAACGGUGGGCUGAAUUUAAGUUUUACAAACUCAUACUUGGUUUUAUCUUGUGUGUUUAACAUUAAAAAACGUUGUAGGUUACAGCGAUAUAGUUGUAUUACAUAUACAACUGGGCAGAGGUAUAGGCAUCGGUUAGCACUUUAGGUGUUACUGUAUGUAAUGAGUGACCAGCUUGAUCUGCAGGUUGGCUUCAAGAGGACUGCUGAGUCUGAAAGAGAAAAAGCAUAUAGGGGAUCGUAGUUUUCUGAACACACAGCAGACUAAAUGGAGUUCCAUUAAAGUUUUUCUCCAGUCAGCCGAGUAGUUAAAGGGAUACUGUCAUGGAAAAAAAAAAAAUUCAAAAUGAAUCAGUUAAUAGUGCUGCUCCAGCAGAAUUCUGCACUGAAAACCAUUUCUUAAAAGAGCAAACAGAUUUUUUUA